CACUCCACAGUGGAUUCAUCUGUCUGUCUCUGUAGGGUCCAGCCCUACAGGGUCCCAUGAGUCCUUUUCUCUGGUGUGGAAACGAGAAACUGGAAAUAAAAGACAAAGAUAGAGAAAACAGAGUUUGGGCCCAGGGGUCCACUGCCCACCAAAGCACAGAGUCCUGCAGUGGCGCGUGCCGGACACUCUGAUUUUACUGAGUACAAAGCAGGGGAAGGCAGGUAGGAUGAGGUCAUGGUGGUCAGUGACAGGGUCAGGUAAAUCAUGUGUCUCGGAGACAGGGCCCAAGACUUUGAAGAAGGCGAAGUGAGGAGAAAACCUACGGCGUCAGUACCUUUUUCAUACUUGUCAAGAAAUAACAAGGUCACUAAGAUUUGUGUUACUAUCUCCAAUAGAACCCAGUCUUCAGGCUAAAAGAAAAAAAAAAAAACGGAAGGAAAAAAAAAUUGGUGUUACUAUUACUAAUUCUUCAAAGGAAAAGAGGAACCAGGUGCAGAAGCGGAACUUGAAAGUAGACAUGGAACGUGACGGCUGAAACACAGCACCACAUAGAGACAAUGAAGUCUCCGGAUGUCUGUGGGUCCCCCUGACAGCUGUCAGGCUUACCGCAAGAGCUUGGGAGAGCAGAGUUUUCUCCUCACUCCUUCGAGGAAGGAGACGUCUUGGCCAUCUUGGAUAUCUCCUUCCACUGGCUAAACAGUGGGCGCUUUCACAGCACUGACACUGACACAGCUGAGGUGCCCUCCAGCAGCCCUUAUGCGGGUGCGACAGUGAGCUUAGAGCAUCUUGCCUUAGGGUCACCUCUUUUCCAACGCCACUUCAGUGCCAUACUUCUUGACCUGAGACUUGAUACCUCUUCCAAAUGCAUGAUGAAGACGUUCCCAUCAACAGGGCCGGGCAAUACAGAAACGUUCCACAUGGGAACACUGGAAACACACCAAAGUCAUCACGGUGGAGAGUUUUGCUUUCAGGAAAUUGAGAAAGAUAUUCAUGACUUUGAGUUUCAGUGGCAAGAACAUGAAAGAAAUACCCAUGAAGCACCCAGGACAAAAAUCAAAAAGUUGACUAGUAAUACAGAGCAAUAUGAUGAAAGGCAGGCUGGAAACAAGCCCGAAAAAGGUCAGCUGGGAUUAAGCUUUCAUUCCCAUCUGCCUGAACAGCAAGUAUUUCCGACCAAAAGGAAAGUUGGUAAUGAAGUUGAGAAGUCUAUCAAUGAUGCUUCCUUGGUUUCAGCAUUCCCAAUAAUUUUUUGUGGGCCCCAAACCCACCUUUCUAAUAACUAUGACAACAAUUUCCUCCAUUCUUCACUACUCACACAAGAACGGGAAGUACACAUGAGAGAAAAACCUUUCCAAUGUCAUGAGAGUGGCAAAGCCCUUAUUUGUAGCUCUCUCUUAAGGAAACAUCAGAUAAUCCAUUUAGAAGAGAAACAAUAUGAAUGCGAUGUGUGUGGAAAAGUCUUUAAUCAGAAUCGAUACCUUGCACGCCAUUGUAGACUUCAUACUGGGGAGAAACCUUACAAGUGUAAUGAGUGUGGCAGGACUUUCAGUCAGGCGUCAUACCUUACCUGCCAUCGUAGACUUCAUACUGGAGAGAGACCUUACAGGUGUAAUGAGUGUGGCAAGGCCUUCAGUCACCCAUCAUCCUUUGUAGGCCAUCGUAGACUUCAUACUGGAGAGACACCUUACAAGUCUCAUGUGUGUGGCAAGACCUUCAAUUACUCAUCAUCCCUUGGACGCCAUAGUAAUCUUCAUACAGGAGAGAAACCUUACAAGUGUAAUGAGUGUGGCAAGACCUUCAAUUACCCGUCAUCCCUUGGACGCCAUAGUAGUCUUCAUACAGGAGAGAAACCUUACAAGUGAAAUGAGUGUGGCAAGACCUUCAUUCAGAUGGUAUCCCUUGUAUACCAUGGUAGACUUCAUACUGCAGAGAAACCUUACAAGUGUAAUGAAUGUGGUGAGUUUUUUAAUCAUGAAUCAAAGCUUGCACGUCAUCACAGAUUUCAUACUGGAUAGUAACCUUACAGAUGUUAAGAAUGUGACAAAGUUUUCAGUCCCAAAUUACACCUGGAAAGACACAGGAGAAUUCAUACUGGAAAGAAACGGUACAAAUGUAAGGUUUGUGACAAGGCCUUUGGGUGUGAAUCACACUAGAGAGAACCUUCCCGGUGUACCGAGUGUGGCCAGGCCUUUAGUGGACAGUCAGCACUCACCAUCAGGCAGUCCACGGUAUAGGGAAGCUUUACUAAUGUAAAGAUUCUCACAACCAUUGCAAAUCAUUGGAAAAUCCAUAAUGAGAGAUCUUACAAGUGUAAUAAAUAUGGCAGAUUGUUCAGACAUCAUUCAUACCUUGCAGUGUAUAGGCCAACUCAUGCUGGAGAGAAAGCUUACAAAUGUCAUGAUUGUGGCAAGAUCUUGAGUCAAGCUUUAUCUUACACAAAUGAUAGGAGACUUCAUACAGGAGAGAAGUGUGAUGAUUGUGGCAAAGCCUUUACUUCAUGUUCACAACUCAUUGGACAUCAGAGAAUCCAUAUUGGGCAGAAAUCUUACAAAUGUCUCUUAAGUGUGGCAAAGUCUUCAGUUCGGGCUUACUCCUUACGGCACAUCAGAAACUUCAUUUCUGAGAUAAUGUACCAAAUGCAAUGAGUCUAGCAAACCAUCAAACAUUAAGUGAUGUUAGAGUCAAUUCAGCAUCGACUUGAGUUUGAGUUGACUUAACAUUGAGUUCCAGCAUUAAUUGACAUUAAAGUGUUUAUGUUAAGAGGAUUGGGCCAGGUAGCUCACACCUGUAAUCCCAGCACCUUGAGGGGCCUAAAAGGUUAGAUUGCUUAAGGUCAGGAGUUUGAGACCAGCCUGGCUAAUAGACGUGAGCUGCUUUGCCAAGCCUGUUUCUUUGUUUAACAGAAAUAGAUAGGGGGUUUUAUGGGUAUUGCACUGAAUCUAAACCACACUGGGGUAUACAGUCAUUUAACAAUAGUUUUCCCAUUUAUCAAUAUGGGUUGUAUCUCUAUAUAUGUAUUUUCUCUUUUUUUUUUUUUUUCCUGAGAUGGAAUCUCACUCUGUCACCCAGAUUGCCCCAGCUGGAGUAUAAUGGCGCUGUCUCAGCUCACUGCAGCCUCUGCCUGCCAGGUUCAAGCAAUUCUUUUGCUUCAGCCUUGUGAGUAGCUGGGAUUACAGGCAGGUACCACCGUGCCCAGCUGAUUUUUUUUUUUUUUUUUUUUUUUUUUUUUUGUAGUAGAAAUGAGGUUUCAUCAUGUUGGUCAGACUGGUUUAGAAUCCUGACCUCCUGAUCCACCCACCUAGGCCUCCCAAAGUGCUGGGAUUACAGGUGUCAGCCACUGCACCUGGUUGUAUUUAUAUAUGUUUUUAAUCUUUUUGAUCAGUGUUUGUAGAUUUCAAAGUACAAACUUCUCACCUUUUUAUGUUCAUUCCUAAGUAUUUCUUUUUUUUCCCUUUUUUUUUUUUUAAAUUGAGACAAAGACUUGCUCUGUUUUCCAGGCUGGAGUGCAAUGGCACAAUCUCGGCUCACUGCAAUGUCUGCCUCCCAGAUUCAAGCGAUUCUCCUGCCUCAGCGUUCCGAAUACCUGGAACUAGACGCACGCCAGCAUGCCCAGCUUAUUUUUGUACAUUUAGUAGAAACGGGAUAUCACCAUUUUAUCCAGGCUGGUCUUGAACUCCUGACCUCAUGAUCUGCCUGCCUCGGCCUACCAAAGUGGUGGGAUUACAGGCAUGAGCCACCACGCCCGACUUUAUCCUAAGUAUUUCUUUAAGUUUUUUAGCAAACGGAAGUGUUUUCUUAAUUUUCUUCUAAAAUUGUUUAUUGUUAAUCUAUGGAAAUUUAUUUUUUGAUGCUGAUAUUGUAUUCUGCAAAUACACUGAAUGUGUGAAUUAGUUCCAAUAGAAUUUGGUUGAUCUUCUAGAGAUGAUCGUCAUCUCCAAACAAAUAUAGUUGUACUUGUUUCUGA
Messenger RNA from Callithrix jacchus (white-tufted-ear marmoset), 3964 nucleotides. NCBI's taxonomy places the organism in Eukaryota, Metazoa, Chordata, Mammalia, Primates, Cebidae. The record is from RefSeq and is a predicted model, not a curated record.